Nothobranchius furzeri (turquoise killifish) is the source of this 5789-nucleotide messenger RNA. RefSeq names its product axin-1. Gene Ontology annotation, molecular function: I-SMAD binding; beta-catenin binding; protein kinase binding. Gene Ontology annotation, cellular component: plasma membrane; beta-catenin destruction complex; nucleus. Gene Ontology annotation, biological process: cell development; negative regulation of canonical Wnt signaling pathway; positive regulation of protein kinase activity. NCBI's taxonomy places the organism in Eukaryota, Metazoa, Chordata, Actinopteri, Cyprinodontiformes, Nothobranchiidae. The record is from RefSeq and is a predicted model, not a curated record.
UUCCUGUUUCUUCGGUUGGUCUGAUCGCAGUCGGCGCGUGCACUCACGUACUGUCUCUGAAACUAGCCACCAUGGGGAGUUGAGGGCAAGGAGGCGACGGGAUGUGUUUUGUUCAUAUUUAGUAACUAAACCAGUCCAUAUGCCGCGUUUUGGAGCACAUUGUUCGCGCCAGUAUUCCCAAUGCAGCGGAUUACGGGGAACGGUCUUCCAGAAACGGGUGAAUUGUUUUCUGGCAAAAUCAAUGCUACAGGAGAAGGUCUGACCUCUGCCUUGAGCAACCAGAGACAUGAGUGUUGUCAGAGAAUUACAUGGGAUUGGGUACAGGAGCGGUGGAGGAGUUGUGGCCUCUCUAAACGGCCCUACUCACUUUACCGAAGAUGCUCCAAGGCCUCCGGUUCCUGGUGAGGAGGGAACUGAUCCGGACCCCCCGGUCCAGUCAGUCAACAACCGUCCAAACACUCUUUGCCAACCCCCAGGAUAUCCCUUGUCUUCAAAAAUGGGGGAUCCGUCAAGUUGCACACCAUCCUUGUCGUCUGCGACCCCACGUCGCCCUGACCUGGACUUGGGCUAUGAACCUGAAGGCUCAGCCUCUCCAACUCCACCUUAUCUGAAGUGGGCUGAGUCUCUACACUCUCUUCUAGAUGACCAGGAAGGCACCCAGCUGUUCAGAAGCUUCCUAUGCCAGGAAGGGUGCGCAGACCUGAUUGACUUUUGGUUUGCAUGCUCGGGGUUCAGGCAGACCAGCCAGGAGAAGAGGCCAAAGCUGGCUAAGGUCAUCUACAGGAAGUACAUAGUCGAUGGAAGUGGGAUCGUCUCCAGGCAGAUCAAAGCAGCUACUAAGAGCUUCAUCAGAGACUGUGUGGGAAAGCCGCAUCCAGACCCGGCCAUGUUUGAACAGGCUCAGACAGAGAUCCAGGCUAUGAUGGAAGAGAACACCUACCCUUUGUUCCUCAAAUCUGAUCUGUACUUGGAGUACACUCGGACAGGAGGAGAGAGCCCCAAGCCCAAUCCCAGUGAUCAGAGCCCUUCAUCGGGACCAGCUAAGCCUCUGGCUGGGUACCUGCCUACUCUUGCAGAAGAUGAGGAGUGGAGGUGUGGAGGUGGAGGGGGAGUUGGAGAAGCGGAAGAAGAGAAAGACGAGGAGUGUGGCGAUACACCAGCUAGUAGGCUCACCCACAGCCUGCUGAUGCAGACGGCACCACAGAGAGCCUCGAGCAGCAGGAGGAGACAGGACAGCAGGGAGUGCAGACCAUGGCGAGAGCCAGUAAACCCGUACUACGCCAACAUGGGCUACGCUCGUGCUCCAGCGACCAGUGCCAAUGACAGUGAGCAGCAGAGCAUGUCGAGCGAUGCAGACACACUGUCGCUGACCGACAGCAGUGUAGAUGGCAUUCCUCCAUACAGAUAUCGGAAGCAGCAUCGUAAAGAGAUGCAUGAAAGUGCCAAAGCCAAUGGCCGUGUGCCCCUACCUCAUAUACCUCGCACGUAUCGCAUGCCAAAGGACAUCCAUGUAGAACCAGAGAGGUUUGCAGCAGAGCUCAUCAGCAGGCUGGAGAGUGUUGUCAGAGAACGAGAGGCUCAGGAAAGACUGGAGGAGAGGCUGAAGAGAGUACGACUGGAAGAAGAAGGGGAUGAUGCGGACAUCUCCGUGACGACCUCUAUGUCUUCUCAUAGCAUACCACUCUCCCUCCCAUCAUCAUUUCCUCCUCUCUAUGGUGCCCGUUAUUCAGAGACCACUGCUAACACAGGGACGGCCGCCACGUAUGGCGGUCUGGUUGCCAUGGAGGACUCACAUGAAGAUGACCCAGAAUCCAUUCUGGAUGAGCAUGUGCAGCGGGUGAUGAAAACACCAGGCUGCCAGUCACCGGGGGCAACCAACAGCAGUUUGGGAGGAGGUGGUCGACACACUCCACCUAAAUCAUCUCGCUCACCUGAUGGAGGAAUCGGGCCGCCUCACUACCCGGCGCACCGAGGUGGGGGUCAUAGUCUCCCUCCUGCUGGAGUCAAAGGUGUGUAUCAUCACAAGCAGCUAUACCACAGAGGAAGAGAAGGCCAGGAGGAGGGGGGCUCUAGGCCUCAGCCAAACUUCAUGUGGAACGGAGAUCCAGCCAAUCAGUACGCAGCAAGAAGGAACUACGCAGACGGAGCAGGGGCCAGCACCCUUGAGGGGAUGGGUUACAGUAGUAAAGGUAGCACAAUGUCACGACGGAGCUGCAAGAAGACAGCAGAGUCAUCGGGCAAAGUUGAUGAGAGUGGGCGUGGCCUGGAAACCCAGGUGCCUAUGGAGGAUCUGGAAAGAAACCAGAAGAUUCUGCAGUGGAUGAUGGAGGGAGAUAGACAACGGAAGAGUUCUCAUGGAAGUAGCACCAGUAGCUCCAGGAGAACAGGAACCAGCAGCGAGUCCCCACGGCCCACUUCAGUGGAGCGACCUGGAGCUGUGCACCCCUGGGUCUCUGCCCAGCUACGUAACAAUCCCUCCUCUGUGUCCACGACUAUUCCCGGCUCAUCCUCCACUCAGGUUCAGCCUUCACAUCUAUUCAUACAAGACCCGGCUAUGCCCCCCAACCCGGCUCCGAACCCCCUCACUCAGCUGGAGGAGGCUAGGAGGAGGCUGGAGGAGGAGAGGAGGAGAGCUGCGUUGCUGCAAGCAAAGCAGAAGCAUAAGUCUGGGAAGCGGCAGGUAUGUGAGAACAUGACGGUGGCGUACUACUUCUGUGGGGAGCCAAUCCCUUACAGAACAUCGGUCAAAGGCCGCGUUGUGACUUUGGGCCAGUUUAAGGAGCUGCUUACCAAAAAGGGCAAAUACAGGUUCUACUUUAAGAAAGUGAGCAACGAGUUUGACUGUGGCGUUGUGUUUGAGGAGGUUCGGGACAACGAUGCCAUCUUGCCUAUCUUUGAGGAGAAGAUUGUCGGGAAAGUGGAGAAGGUCGACUGAAAUUUAAAAACGGGGGAAAGGAUAGGUCGUUUUCUAAAUGAGGACAUGGGAAGAAACCGUUCAGGUUGGAUGACGAAGAAGAUUAACCUGCGAGAGAAUCAGAAUGUUGGGAUGUAAUACGAUGGGCGGAGCAAUGUGCGACGGAAGGAGGCUGUGCUAAGCAGGCCUUUUGUAGUAAAGUGGAUGUCUGCGUCAACGCCUGGAUUAAAACCGUAACUUCAGAAGAAGAAGCCUGGCCAGAUGAUGCAGGAGGGGAGGAGGAGAACAUGGGGUCUUCAUGGUGGAUCUUCAGAGAAGAGAGGGAGUGUGGGGGGGCUGCUGAAAGAAAAGAGAUAAAGUAGUCUUCCACUUCUGCUCUGGAGGAGUCUGUCCUCCGCAGACCAUUACAAUGCUGCUACAUUACCACAGAAAUUCUUCAAUCGGUGCUCGGGGCAGUGAAGAAAAGCAGUUCUGUUCCGUUCUGGAGUCCAGCUGCUGUUUAUCGUCUCCGUUCCUGAUCAGCUGACGAGGGGGAGCAAGAAGAUCAGCUGUGAGACUUGGCCUGCUCCUCAUUUUGUCGAUUCCAUAGUCUCAAAACUGAGAACCUUUACACACCCUUUUGUUCUCAGCUGUCACAUGACGGUCCCUCACAGUAACACAUUCAGACAACACUUCUUUACAUAACUUGUUUACCAAAGCUACGUAUUUUUGAUAAGACAAGUAUUCUAGCGACUUGUGUACAUUUUUAUUUGAUUUGUAUGCAUACAGGGCAGGUACUACCGCUUACCACUGCAGCUUCACUUCGUCAUAUCUCAGUUUAAUAUUGUAUUACUUUGUAUGUUUUGAAAAUAGCUCUUUAGUCGCGUCUGAGCAGCGAUUUUUGUGUCUCCAUGCAGCUGCGCAUCGUUUCUGAAAGGUCUACCUGUCAGUGUGGAUUUUUCUUUUCUUGAACCAUCCGUUUUAGAGAUUAAAAAAAAUAAAUCUCAAACUCCAUAAAUUUUUUUUGAGGUUUCAUGUAAACAUUUUUGCAUCUACAUGCUCAACCUAGUCUGGACCCUGCAGACCUGCACAUGAUCUGGGUAUACUAAAUUAUUAUUUUUUCUUCUAAUAAAUGGUUUAUUAUGUCUGUUUUGUCAAAAUCUCGGGCUACAAAGAGGACUGAUCGAGAAAACUAGUUUGUCAGUCAGGUCUUGGAAACCAUAAAUACUUAAACUAAUUUUUCUGCUUUAGGCACCUUUGUUCUCACCUCCAAGCUCCUCCCCCCAGUGGCAUCGGCAUUACUCUAAAUAGCAUUUUUAUUAGCGUGUUAUCCCGUAUCCAACAUGUAAGCCGAAACUCAGCCAAAGAACAAACUUCCUGUUUUUCUACAUGCAUUUUGUUUUUGUUCUUCACAUCCACCUGAAGGGAGUGUUCCUGUUGCAGUCACAGAGACGUGGGACCUCAUGUUUGAAAUCUGCCCUGUAUCUCGAAUGAUUGGUUUGGAAAAAUCUUUUAAACUAAGUGGAUCAAACUCUCAUAUCUGAAAAAGUACUUAUGAAGCCCAAAGCCGCAGCUGUCUGUUUACAGGACUUGUCUGGAAAGAGACGGGUCCUGGAAAGAGAUUAUUGUCAUAAUCUGACGCUUAAAUGGCUCAAAUAUGCAGGAUUUGCUGUAAUUGGUUAUUUAAUUUCACUUGUAUAGUGAUGAUUUAGUUUUCACAGCUGAUGAUUGGUGAAGUAUUAGUCUAUAGAAUGUUUACUGAAACUUAUUUUGCCUUUCAAAACAAAUGGCAAAUGAAAAAGUGGCAUAAAAAUACACGUGACCACCUCUGGUUCCACACGCACUACUAAACAAAGAGGUAAUUCUAGGUGGAUUUGUUGAAUGUAGACAGAAACAGACAAGCUAUUUAUUAUUUUAAUCAUAAUUUUCUGUAAGUUGUGGCUUCAUAUUUAUUGCACAGACGUGAGUGAUGUGAAAUGACGUCUGACCUUUUGUCGAGGAAACAAAAAGCACAUUUAGUAACCGUGUCUGUGCCUUGCUGCAGGAUUGCCUGGGUUCCAGAUUAACACGAAGCUCCGUGCAGCUGCUGCACUGACACGCGCCAGCUGUGGAAGCUGAAUGUAUUUUUAUUUAGAUUUUGUUGCCCUUAUCCUAAAAAGAAAGACCUAAGUGAACGUAUCAUGUCUGUCCUCUGAAUCGCUCUCCAGCUCUUGUGUAAUCCAUGCUGGUUGUUAACUGAAUGUGAUCGGCGAACAGAGGUUCUGCAGGAAUGUCAAAAACAAUUUGUGCUGGGUUUGUCUUCGCAAGGGAAGCUUCAAAUCAGAAAAAACAAGUUUGUCCUUAAAGCCCUUUAUGCCUUCGAUAUAAAUAUAAAGUUUAUAUAUGUAUUUGUUUAUUAAAAAAACAACCUUAAUAAUCACGGAGCAUGUUCUUUGUAAGGAAUGUUUUCUGGAUGAGUUGAGUUAUCUUUGUUUAUCAUUUCUGUGCAAAUGGCCCUUUUUGUCCACCUGUCUAUUUUAGAAACGGCUCACAUUUGUCAAAAAUAGUUUCUUCUGAUUUAAAGAGAACAUCUCUUAUUUGUCGUGUUGCUGAUUUGUGUGAAACACAGUGCCUUUUAUCAUGUUUAUCACAAUGUUUUAUUGAACCAAUCUGUUUUUAUUGUAAGUGUAGUUCUCAGUCACUCCUGAUGUUUUUUAAAAGCUGCAGUCAUGCCUUUUCUCUUGCUUCUGUUCAGAUCAACCCUGUGCUGUAAAUAUGUACAUUAUCAUUUCAUACUUGUCUUCAGACCUGCACAUGUCCAUGGUGUUUGUUUUUUCAGUGCCAAGAUGUCACUGUGCUGGUUCCACUCGUACAUUUCUUUUAAAAAAGGUACUUCAUAAUAAAGAUGUUGAAUAAA